AAUCCCAAACCCAAAUCCACCCCACUCAAUCGCUCAUAACCUUAUCUCUCUCCUCACUCCCUCCCCUCACAUAGAAAAACAAGCACGCACGCACACGCAUACACACACACACUCUCUCUUUUCCACUCCCUCUUUUGGCCGCCAGAACAAACAAAACCCACACUUCACUCCCAUCCAAUUCCAAACCCACGUUGUUGUUGGUGCAUGGAAUGACCGAGUACCGGAUGAACCUGUGGACCGACGACAACUCCUCCGUCAUGGAGGCCUUCAUGAGCUCCUCCGACCUCUCCUCCCUCUGGCUUGCCACGCCGCAGUCCGCCACCUCCACCACAACUCCAGGCACGGCAAAAGCCCCUCCUCCUCCUCCUCCUCCUCCGCCGCCGCCGGCGCAGUCCCAGUCCCUCCUCAACCAGGAGACUCUCCAGCAACGCCUCCAGACUCUCAUCGAAGGCGCCUGCGAGAGCUGGACCUACGCAAUCUUCUGGCAAUCUUCCUACGACUAUUCCUCCGGCACCUCCCUUCUCGGCUGGGGAGACGGUUACUACAAGGGCGAGGAGGACAAAGACAAAGUCAAAACCAAAGCCCCCAAAACGAGGUCGUCCGCAGAGCAGGACCAUCGUAAGAAGGUCCUCCGCGAACUUAAUUCCUUAAUUUCCGGCCCUUCCGCUUCAGCUGACGACAUUGACGAAGAAGUCACCGACACCGAGUGGUUCUUCCUGGUGUCGAUGACUCAGUCCUUCGUCAACGGUAGCGGGCUGCCGGGCCAGGCUUUUUUUAACUCGAGCCCGGUCUGGGUCGCCGGGCCCGAAAGACUUUCCGAAUCGGCCUGCGAACGGGCCCGCCAGGGGCAGCUCUUCGGGCUCCAGACUCUUGUCUGUAUACCGUCCGCAAACGGCGUCGUCGAGCUCGCCUCCGCGGAGGUCAUUUUUCAGAACCCCGAUCUGAUGAACAAGGUGCGUGAUUUGUUCAACUUCAACAACAACAACAACAACAACAACCCUGAAACGUGUUCCUGGGCGUUGAAUUGCGUUGCCACCACCGAUCAAGGCGAGAACGACCCUUCCUCGCUCUGGCUCAACCCUGAAAUCAAAGACUCCUCCACCGUCUCGCCGCCGAAUUCCACGGUUAAUAAGACGAUGCAUUUCGAAACCCCUGGUUCCAGUACCCUAACCGAAACCCCUAGCGCUGCUGCUGCUGUUCACGUCCCCAAUUCUAAAAGCCAGGGAUUCUUCCCGAGGGAAUUGAACUUUUCGAAUUCAUUGAAACCUGAAUCCGGUGAAAUUCUGAGCUUUGGGGAGAGCAAGAAGAGCUCUUACAAUGGGGCUUUCUUUCCCGGUGUUGUUGCGGUUGAGGAGAACAACAACAAUAACAAGAACAAGAAGAAGAGGUCCCCGGUGGUUUCUCGGAGCAGCAUUGACGAUGGAAUGCUUUCCUUCACUUCCCUGCCGGCUGCAAAUAUAAAAUCAGUUAACGGUGCUUGUGUCGGUGCCGGUGAUUCGGAUCACUCGGAUCUGGAAGCUUCCGUGGCGAAACAGGUGGUGGAGCCCGAGAAACGGCCCCGGAAGAGAGGGCGAAAGCCGGCUAACGGAAGAGAGGAACCACUAAAUCAUGUGGAAGCCGAGAGACAGAGGAGAGAAAAGCUGAACCAAAGAUUCUAUGCUCUACGAGCUGUAGUUCCAAAUGUAUCCAAGAUGGACAAGGCAUCGCUGUUGGGGGACGCCAUAUUGUACAUUAACGAGUUGAAAUCGAAGCUCAACGUGCUGGAUUCAGAGAAAACGGAAUUGGAGAAGCAAUUGGAUUCAACCAAGAAGGAACUCGAGCUCGCAACUAAAAACCCUCCUCCACCGCCACCGCCGCCACCACCACCAGGACCGCCUCCAUCUAAUAGCGUAGAACCAAAGAAGACAACAAGCAAGCUCGCUGAUUUGGAGUUAGAGGUGAAGAUCAUUGGUUGGGAUGCAAUGGUAAGAAUCCAAUGCAGCAAGAAGAACCACCCUGCAGCCAGGUUGAUGGCAGCAUUGAAAGAUCUUGACUUGGAAGUGCAUCACGCCAGCGUGUCUGUGGUGAAUGAUUUGAUGAUCCAACAAGCCACGGUGAACAUGGGAAACAAGUUUUACACGCAGGAACAGCUUCUGUCGGCACUAUCAUCCAAAGUUGGCGAUGAACUACGAUAGUUCCUUCUGUACUAUUAUUGGUAGCAGUAGCUGUAGCUUUCUAUGUAAAUUAGUGUUCUUAUUUUUGGUUAGUCCUUUUUGGUAGCUUGGACUAAAUUAAUUUUAUUGAGGUAAUUUGAUUUGGGAAGCUGAAUGAUCAACCAGGGGAUAGUAAUAUCUCUGAUGAAGUCCAAGUGGAUUUUUUUUGUGUUAAUAUUAUUAUCUGUUUAUAUUGUAUAUAUAUAUAUAUAUAUGUUUAUGAAUUAUCAUAAAUGUGAACUGAUGUUGGUGAAUUUAA
Glycine soja is the source of this 2451-nucleotide messenger RNA. Its product is annotated as transcription factor MYC2-like. Gene Ontology annotation, cellular component: nucleus. The record is from RefSeq and is a predicted model, not a curated record. The transcript has a single exon. The coding region runs from base 210 to 2174 and encodes 654 amino acids. Gene Ontology annotation, molecular function: transcription cis-regulatory region binding; DNA-binding transcription factor activity; protein dimerization activity. Gene Ontology annotation, biological process: regulation of DNA-templated transcription. NCBI's taxonomy places the organism in Eukaryota, Viridiplantae, Streptophyta, Magnoliopsida, Fabales, Fabaceae.